GCGUUUCAUAUGAAUUGCUUUCGCUGCAGCUGUUGUUUUCUACAUCCUUUUCCAAAGAAUGGGCCAUAUCCUUUCUUGAAGAACCGUAUUGCUCUUUUUGACGUCGUUGUAAAGAACUCUUCGUCUUCUGGGAAGCUCUGUGUUCGUCCUGGCUUCAGGAUCGCACGAGUCCACGUUUCUAUUGGUUGCCUAGCUUCAACCAAUAUAUCAGCAGCAGUUACAGGCAAAGAAGAUUCGACACUUGCCGCAACAGAAUCUUAUUCUUUGAAAGUUGAUGAUAAUGUUAGGCCAGAAGUUUUAAUAGAUGCAGCGGUUUCUGGUACUAAUAUCGAUAAAAUACUGAAAAGCAAUGAAUAUAUUGCUGAACAAGUGUAUCAAAGUUGCAAAAAGUAUGAGGGCUAUUUGCAGAGUCUAUACGGUUCGUUUGAUAUUACUGCUCGACGUUUCAUGGCCUCGGUUAUUGCCAUUGCCAGUUUUUUAGGGGGUCGAUGGUUAAGUAUGAAACGGAUACCGAAAUAUGCCAAUCUAGUGGGAAUAUUAUCAUCUUUAUCCGUUUCUAUUUCACUUUAUUUGGUUUCGAGGUCAGCAAAACAAGGCUGCGCAGCACAAGUUACACUGUUCUUGAAGGAGAAAGGUGUCUUGAGUGUUACUGAAGUUGAAGUUCGUAAGAUAUUUGAAAGAUAUGGACUAACUAGAGAAGAAUUUCUGCCUUAUGCAAAAGAAAUUUAUAAAUUUUAUUUGAUGGGAUGUAUUCAAAACUCUUCGUUGAAACUAACGGAAAUAGCUCAACUUUUUCAUUUGAAACAAAUAUUUCAUUUGACUGGACAAGAUGUAGGAGAUAUACAUCAAGAGGUAGGAAAAGAAUUGUAUCGAAGGACAUUAGUUUAUCUAGAUGAAUCUACAAAUAUUGAGCGCAUUGGACCAAAAGGAAACUCUCCUAGAAAUAUACUGCGCAAAAAGGAAUUGAAAAAGAAAGAGAAACUGAAAGAUUUAGAAUAUCAGGAAGAAACCAAAUCUUUAGUUGCAAUACUAGACAAGUAUUUUUGCAUCUCUGAUAGAGUUUUCAAUGAUAAUGAAUCGGAAGAAGCCUAUAUGUAUGAAUGGAGUCGACUUCGAAAACAAUUCUCUCUGAAUGAAGAAGAGAUUGAGAAAAGAUUGAAUAGAAUACGCAUUCCGCUUUAUGAGACUUUGGCUAAAGCAGUUAUAAUUAAUUACCAAAUUGACUCAAGUAUCUUGGAAACAGCGUCUUCAACUUUGUCCAUUGAAAAGGAAGUUUCAUCCCAAAUACAUAUGCAGGUAUAUCGUUCCAUGCUGGAAUCAAUUUUACAGAACAAUGAAAGAAUACCUGAACAAGGCCUAAAAGAAAUUCAAAGGGUUCGUCAAGUAUUUUCCAUUGACAUGGAUACUUCCCAAAAGUUGCUUCUAGCAGUAACGAUUCCUGCUUUUCAACGAAAAUUGGAACAAACUUUGCAUAGUUGUGUCGCUGAUUGGAUAUCAAAGGAUAAGGAUGCUUUCGUGUCGACUGAGAUUGGAAUAGACUUGAAGCCGUAUAUACAAAGUUUGAGAGCCAAGACUGAAGAACUGCUUCUUUCCUCGAAGGAGGAUUUGUUACUAGGGUUUCAAAAUGGAAUUGCUGGAGCAACUGCUUCCUGUUUCAAGAAAGCAAUGAACUUUUUGCGGGUUCAGAAUAUUCGAGGAGUAGAACAGGAAGCACGAGUCUUGAUUGUAUUCUACAAAGUGGCAGUGGAAAUAAUAGACAGGAUGAAAAUAUGUGAUUCGACUCAUACAGCAUCAGACUUGGUUCAAAAAGCAAUGGCUAAGAUUUCUUCAGCUCAUCAAACUGAUGAAUGUCGAUUGUUCUAUCGCAUCUUUCUAAAUGACUGUCUAAAGGAGCUUCCUCUUGGAACGAACAAGAAGAAUUCUUUACAGAUUCUUCGUAGAAUACUUUCUUUGUCAGAACUGGAUGCUGAUGAGGCCUAUCGAAAUGUGAUUGAACCCAUUUAUCAAAGGAAAUUACAAAACUUGGUUGAGUCACAAACAAACUAUACCCAGGAGGAUAAAGAGAAGCUAAGAAAGUUGGAAGAAACGCUUUCUCUUUCGCCGGAUAGCUCCAAACAAGUUAAAUUGCAAUGUUAUAAGAUGCGACUCUCAAAACUAGUGGAAAAUAAUCGCAUUUAUUCAGCAAAAGAAGCAGACGAAUUGGACAAUUUGCGAAAUUUCCUUUCCAUAACAAAAGAUGAAGUUAUUCCCAUACAUGUUGAACUUGCAAGGCCUGUGUUUGAACAGUCCAUUAAAGAGGCUAUGGGAAGUACUGGUAUUAUUCCAGCAGAGUAUCAUGACGCUCUGGAUCGUCUUGGAGAAAGAUUGGGACUUCCGGAACGUGAAGCCAAUGCAAUUCUAUACAACAUUACCAAAGGUCCAAUGAAAGCUUAUGUGGACCGAGCUAUCAAAAUCUUUCAACAACGUUCAGCUCCCAGAGGUGCAAAUGAAACGAGGGAUAUUGGAGAUGAUCCUUUGAUACAGAAGCCAGGAACUUCUUUGGGAAUUGAAGCUGGUGGUAAUGUUGCUAUGGAGUUGAGUAAUCUGGUAGAAUAUUGCGUUCGUAACAGGUUAAUAGUACAAAGGACUAUAUUGGUUGAUAAGGAGGACUCAGAUGAUGUCACAUCAGAACCUGAAAAAAGAACCUAUUUGGAAUUUCCAGUCACUUUGCGUGAUCUUUUUGAUCCUUCCGUUCUUCAAGAGAUGUAUCGACAGUAUCUCAUUCAGUGCUUUGCAGUUAAAAGUCGUUCAGAGAAGCAACGGUAUUUCCGUGACUUGGACCGUCUUGCUGGAGUUUUUGGUUUGACUAGUGAAGAAGUCAACAAGGUACAUUCCAAUUUAGGAACCGUCAUCUAUAAUCAGUACUUGUCACAAGCUCUUUCCGAAGGACGCUUGGAGCAAAAAGAUCUGGAUUUCCUUAAUAAUAUUCAGCAAAGUUUGUCCAUGUCUCCAGAACUAUGUCGCGGCCUAAUUCGGGAUGCCAAAAGAAGCAAAGUUUCCUCUCUGCUUCAAACAAUAUUGAGUGCCUCCAAAGUCUCUCCCUCACAAAUGAAGGAACUGCGAGAAGUUUGUCAUCAUUUGGAAGUUUCCUUGGUUGAUAAUACUCUGUCAACCAAAGACCAGAGAAAACGUUUGUUUAUCCUCGAAGUAGACGCUUGUAUUGAAAAUGGACUCAUAACUGUUGAAGAUCAGAGUCUUAUACGGGAAUUACAACAUGAAUAUGCCAUAUCAGAUGAAGAUGCCAAAACUUUAAUUGUGGAAUGCAUCCAAAACCGUUGUAAUUCUCAUCUCAUUCAAGCUGCUGCUUAUUUAAGGCAAAGUAAGUCGGAACAGGCGAUAGAAGAAUUGAACAACCUUAUCAAAUUUGGUAUUUUUCUGCCUGAUAAGAUUCCAAGUUCAGUUGUUACUAUCAAAGAAAGAGAAGAACUGUUGUUGCUCUAUCAGGCUUCACGAGUAGGUGAAACACAGGGAGGUAGUCAGGAACGCAUGGAAUUACUAAGGGCGUUAUUUGGCUUCAGUAAGACAUGACACACUGAUGAUAACUCUGAUGAAGAAGAGCCAAUCGACCCAAAAACACUUACAGGUCUUUUGAGCAUCGUAUUUUAAGUGAUG
Galdieria sulphuraria is the source of this 3651-nucleotide messenger RNA. RefSeq names its product chloroplast inner membrane protein Tic11. Gene Ontology annotation, biological process: protein import into chloroplast stroma. NCBI's taxonomy places the organism in Eukaryota, Rhodophyta, Bangiophyceae, Galdieriales, Galdieriaceae. The transcript has a single exon. Gene Ontology annotation, cellular component: TOC-TIC supercomplex I. The coding region runs from base 10 to 3567 and encodes 1185 amino acids. The record is from RefSeq and is a predicted model, not a curated record.